CGGGAAAUGCCCCACGGAAGAUGGUGAAGUUGCGUAGCACAAAGAAACACGGGCGGCAUGACAUCACCUCUCAUCAUGCGCUUUCGUGCUCUCUGAAAUAGUGAACAGUGGUUGCGACUGUACUGCCACAUAAAUCACAUUGAUCAGCUUAACGCUUCUAGCUCAACUUCGAAACUCACUUCUAGCACACGAUCACGUGAAAAGCUACUGCCAAGAUGUCCGGCAACUACCAAGCAUAUCAGGGCCUGAGCCCGGAGGAUCAACGCAUUCUCCAAGAGGCACACGCCAAACUAGGUCCGAACGAGAAGCAGGUCGUCCAAGAUCAUUAUCAGCAGCAAAACAACCCAGAUCACCCAGCAAACCCGCAGCACAAAGACCACCACAAGUUCAAGGAGGCCAUGGGCGGCAUCGCCGGCAAGUUAGGCAAUGCCGCGGUCUUCGGUUUCGGGGCGACUGCUGGUGCGGAUCUGUUCAAUAAGCUCUUCUAAGCUGUCCAAGACGCGUAGGGUGGUGUGCAUGUUUACGACCUUCUACGACUCCAUGGCUGCUGUGUAAUUGGACUGAUAGAGCGGAGAUUAAGCAUUCGGCUUCUUCUGCAAGAAUUCACCUUACACACUCUUGUUCUGGUAUUGACAGAAAGCGCGUCUGUAUUGACACUCUUUCACUAGAACAGUUGCCCACCUGUUGCCGCGCCAUUGUUAUUACGGUAAAGCUCAGUAGCACAGGCGCGCAACGUUUCGUGGCAUCAGGCGGUCCUUUUGACUGUUCAUGUUCACUAAGACUCCUACCAUGUAGGUCGGGAAUCAGUCAUCCAGUAAAC
This is a messenger RNA of Baudoinia panamericana UAMH 10762, 820 nucleotides long. RefSeq lists its product as uncharacterized. The transcript is spliced from 3 exons. The record is from RefSeq and is a predicted model, not a curated record. NCBI's taxonomy places the organism in Eukaryota, Fungi, Ascomycota, Dothideomycetes, Mycosphaerellales, Teratosphaeriaceae. The coding region runs from base 216 to 488 and encodes 90 amino acids.